Sinocyclocheilus grahami is the source of this 5215-nucleotide messenger RNA. RefSeq names its product homeodomain-interacting protein kinase 3-like. The transcript has 14 exons. Gene Ontology annotation, cellular component: nucleus; cytoplasm; PML body. Gene Ontology annotation, molecular function: protein tyrosine kinase activity; protein serine/threonine kinase activity; ATP binding. The record is from RefSeq and is a predicted model, not a curated record. Bases 1 to 3753 code for a protein of 1250 amino acids. Gene Ontology annotation, biological process: peptidyl-threonine phosphorylation; peptidyl-serine phosphorylation. NCBI's taxonomy places the organism in Eukaryota, Metazoa, Chordata, Actinopteri, Cypriniformes, Cyprinidae.
AUGGCCUCACAAGUCUUGGUCUAUCCACUACAUGUUUUUCAAACUCAGACAAGUGCCUUUUGUAGUGUGAAGAAACUCAAAGUUGAGCCCAGUAACUGUGUUUACCAUGAGAGGGCCUACCCACAGACUUACUUGAAUGGUAGAACCCUUGGCGUUGCUUACCCGUCAAAAAUCACCGCUUCGUUUAAGACACAAGAUUCUGUAAUCGGCAGACAUCGCGGGCAGGAGUUACCAUUGCAAACGGCUGCUGUACGCGGUGUGCGACGUCAGCAUACCACCACAGCGGCACAGCAGCAAAAAGGGGGUGUCGCCUCUCAGGAUAAGGAGCCGGAGCACCAGGAAAAAGGAAAGGGUUGCAGCAGUGGAGCUACAGGGGCAGUUGGAAGGGGUAGGGGAGAGGGAAGCGACAGUCAAGGAGGAGGAGGUGGAGGACAGGGUGAAGGUGACGGAGGUGGUGGAGGAGAGGACGAGGGUGACCGGGAAGACUGUGGAGUUUUUAACUUGCAAGACAGCUCCCACAGAUGUGGGCUGAAACGUAAGAGCGGGGAGCUGGAGAACUUGGGGAGCGCCAUGCAGAUUGUAGAGGACCGGUCAAUGUUACCUGCAAUGUUGCAAUCAAAUUUGGGAAACCCACCAGUUGCGGUCCCAGCGGCAGUCGGUGUAGGACCUGCAAAGCAAGGUGGAAAUUCCGGAAACGGGGAUGGAGAUUACCAGUUGGUGCAGCAUGAGUUGCUUUGCUCUUUGAAGAACACCUACGAGGUCUUAGACUUCCUCGGCCGUGGUACUUUCGGCCAAGUGGUGAAAUGCUGGAAACGAGGCACCAAUGAGAUUGUGGCAGUGAAGAUCCUGAAGAAUCAUCCAUCAUAUGCACGACAGGGCCAGAUUGAAGUAGGCAUCCUGGCACGCCUCAGCAGCGAGAAUGCAGAUGAGCAUAAUCUGGUGCGAGCUUUCGAGUGUUUCCAGCACCGCAGCCACACCUGCCUCGUGUUUGAGAUGCUGGAGCAAAACCUGUAUGACUUCCUCAAGCAGAACAAAUUCAGCCCGCUACCUCUGAAGGUGAUCCGUCCCAUUCUUCAGCAGGUAGCCAUGGCGCUAAAAAAGCUAAAGGGCAUGGGACUGAUCCACGCAGACCUGAAGCCUGAGAACAUCAUGCUGGUGGACCCUGUACGGCAACCCUACCGUGUGAAAGUCAUAGACUUUGGCUCAGCCAGUCACGUCUCCAAAGCCGUCUGCUCGACGUACCUCCAGUCGCGGUACUACAGGGCUCCAGAGAUCAUUCUUGGCCUGCCUUUUUGGGAAGCCAUAGACAUGUGGUCGCUGGGAUGUGUGAUUGCUGAGCUCUUCUUGGGAUGGCCCCUCUACCCAGGAGCCCUCGAGUUUGACCAGAUCCGCUUCAUUUCUCAGACGCAGGGUCUGCCAGGAGAGCAUCUGUUAAAUGUGGGGACGAAGACGUCUCGCUUCUUUUGCCGGGAGUCAGACUCGCCGUAUGCGGCCUGGAGACUUAAAUCCACAGAAGAGCAUGAGACUGAGACGGGGCUGAAAUCAAAAGAAGCCAGAAAGUACAUCUUCAGCUGUUUGGAAGACAUGGUGCAUGUGAAUCUAGUGAUGAAUCUGGAAGGCUGUGAUUUGUUGGCAGAGAAGAUUGAUCGUGCUGAGUUUGUGGGUUUGCUGAAGAAGAUGUUGUUGAUCGAUGCAGAGGAAAGAAUCGCCCCGAGUGAUGCCCUUAGCCAUCCUUUUGUUACCAUGCAGCACCUGUUAGAGUUCCCCCACAGCAACCAUGUCAAAUCGUGUUUUCACAUUAUGGACGUGUGCUGCUCACGACCAGGCAGUUAUGAGUCUCUCAGUCGGCCCAAGGCUCCGUUUGUCAGGACUGUCCCGGGCUCUGGUGCAGCGCCCAACAUUACCCUGCCCUUCUGCAAGGUGACUGGCAUUCACACUCAGGCUUUAGCCUCAUCCGCUCCUUCAGUGAUGCAUCCUGGAAUACCUCUCCAGGCAGGAAGUGCUCAGUUUGGUGACUCUUUUCAACAGGCGCUUAUUCUCUGUCCCCCAACCUUGCAAGGUACUUCUCUGUGUGUGUGUGUGUGCGUGUGUGUGUGUGUGUGUGUGUGUGUGUCUGUUUUUUUCAACUUGUUUUAUCAUUUUUUACAGCAAGCAUGGUCAAGUCGUGCCCAGCAGAUCCUGGUGCCCACCUGGCCUCAGGUGGCUCCGGUGGCACCUGUGGUGCCUUCAGCAACAACAAUGGCCUCAGAAACGGUGGCAGGUCCACAAAGACUAGCAGAUUGGGGGAAAGUUCAUUCCCUUGGCAACCAUUACAGCUCCAUGAUGCCCCACCACCAGCCACUGUUAACCAACCCAAUGGCCAUGUCAGCUCACCAGCCUAUCAGCAUAGGGAUCGCUCAUGUGGUGUGGCCACAGCCAGCUGCUAACAAGAGAAAUAAACCAUAUUCAAACAGAAGUAACAACUUCAUGCACAGCUCCAAUUCCCAAAACUCAUCAUGCCAGUCCCCAAAGAUGGUAGACAGUGUCAAAAACACAGAGGAGGAGGCAGCGGAUUGUGUAGUGGAGGCGGAGUCAGAGGCGGUGCCAGAGGAGGAGCCUGUGUGCUGUAAAGCAGAACCAGAGUAUGAGGACUCAACUGUGUCUCCGAAGCAGAGACAGACCAUUGUGAUCGCCGACUCUCCGAGCCCUCCAGGCAGUAUCAUCAGUAUCAGCAGUGGAACAGAUGAGGAGGGGCCGGACACUCAAAAACAUUCACUAGAGUGCAAGGGUAGCACGGAGUGUGAGGCAUGUCAGAGCACACUGAAUAUGGAGCGUGUGUGUUCCCUUAGCAGUCCCGAUUCAACCCUUAGCACCAGUUCAUCUGCUUCAGAACAGUCCAGCGCCUCCCCCUGCAAGAGACCCAACAGUAUGUCAGAAGAUGAGCGUGAGAGUGGAUGUGAUACGGUAGACGGCUCGCCCGCGUCUGUGUCAUCCUGUCGAGCUGACAGCCCCUUCCUGGAGGCCACCUAUAUCAAUGACAACAACCAGAACUGCAAAGCCAAUGGAACCACACAGGCUGAGUCUACCAAGCUGCCUGUCCGCACCAUGGUGGUGCCGCCCAUGCGGGUUCAGAAUAAUAAGCCGAUGGGCCGCACAGAGCCAUCAUGCCCCCCCAAAGGCCGCAAUGGUUCCAACAGACAGCCGCCCUACUCAACGUUACUGGUGAAUCGCCAACAGAAGACAGCACAGGCUUUCGCGCCCCUGCAGCCCUCUCAACAGCAAUUCCCCUUUAGACAGGUCCAGCAUUAUGGGUCGUCCCACCAGGAGUGGAACGGCAACUACAGCCACCGCCGGCCUCAAGCGUUCAUCCCGCCCACCAUUCAUGGCCACACAUUCACACUGCCUCAUGGCAGUCCCACCCACACAGCCCACCCUUCUCAAACACACCUGGGUGUUCACCCUCACACCCAGCCGACUUUACUGUCCUACCCCCCUUCAGGGCCCCUAGUGACAAAUGCCUCAAUGGCCCACCUCUUGGCUUCACCUGGGGCGACACGGAAUCACGUCUUUCAGCCGGCUUAUGGCCUCUCCCAUCCGGCUGGACACCUUGUGCACCAGGUCACUGUGGGUCUCAGCCGCCUCUUGCCCUCUCCAACUCUCCACCCUCAAGGCCAAUUCAAGCCUCUGUUCCCCCCACACUCCUUCAUCGCAUCACCUGCAUAUGCAGGCUUCCCGCUUAGUCCCACCAAACUAAACCAGUACCCGUACAUCUGAGACUCGCUCUGCAACCCUCUGGAGGGCCGCCGACACGGACGUAACAUCGGGCUCUCUGUAGAAGCCACAUACAACCUGGUUCUCGCACCUAAAGCCAUGGCGCAAGAGAGAAAGAAAGUAGUUUCUUUGAAUCACGUAGACUUAAUUGAGUGCAAUUAAAAUUAGCUUUAAAAGAGGAAAGGUUUGGAAAGUCUUUAGCAAGUAGGUAAAGAAAGCGCACGGUUGAGAAGCAAGCGAUUGGAUAAAUAAUAAAAAAUAAAAAAAUGUUUUGCACAUUUGAUACAUCACCUUAUCGGAUUUUCAGAUCUUCAGAUUUAAGCGCUCCUCUAAUGAAAAUCAACAACGGACAGUGUCCAAAAUCAUGUGAUGGUCAACUUAUUUUUAUACAUUGCCUUUACCUUGUAUACAACACGUUUGUUUGUAAAGACAGCCCUGUAUGUUGUUUACAACAUAAAAUGUGUCCACUUGCCGUGUUUUCUUGCGUUCCAAGUAUUUGUACUUUUCUCUGCGUCUUUGGUGUCGUUUGGAAUGGAGUCGUUCGUCACAUGCUGCAUGUGUUGCAUGAUGUUGAUCAGAGAGAAGCUUGUAGGGGCUCUUGACGUGUCUAGAGGGUCACUGCAUUGUUGUCCCCAGCCAUAGUGCCUUAUAUAUCGGCAGUCUUUCGUGUUCUACUACACUAUCUCUCUGUGUGUAUAUACAAUGUGUUUGUGUGUGUAUGUGUCCUGGACUGCAGCAGUUGCAAUUCAAAUCAGUCCGUGCAUUCUUUGUGUGUGCGUGUGUAUAUGUAUUACGUAUAUAUACACACUGGUGUAUUAUUUCAUGCAUAGAUUGGCAUCAAUGUACUGCAUUGCACAAACUGCAGUGCUUAUUUUUGGAUCCAAUGUAUAUUUGAGAUGUAGUGAGUUAAUGUUUGCGUUAUUUCUUCGGAAGACGGCAUGCUUUUGCUGCUGCAAACGCUUGCUGUUGGAUUUGUUCUGAUUCUCAUUUUUUUCGUUAUCUUAAAUGAACUAGUUGUGUAGAGGAUACAAUGAAUUUCUAUUCAGAAAAAUCGACAAAACUAACAGUAUUUGUACUGUUUAGUAAAACUGCAAUACAAUCUAUAUAGUUUGUUUUUCUUUUUGUCUGUGGAUUUAGUUCUUUGGGUUUGUGUGUGUUUGUGUUUGCUGUGGUGGGCAUGGCUUCGACUAGAUGAAGACACAAAUGCAAAUAUCGGUCUUUGAUUCAGGGUCAUGGAUUCAUCUUAGCCUGAGCAGACCAUGCAGUAUUUGAUGUAUAGACACAUAUGAGUAUAUAUCUAAUAGAGCUAGUUUAUUUAGUGCUGAAGCUUGACACGGUGUGUUUUAAGGUGUGCAAUUCUCAUUUAUGCAUGUGUGAAUCGAUUUUUUUUCUUAAUUAUAUCAUUAUAUCAUGUUGAAAGCUUGUUGGUGUCAACUGCAUUUUAUACAUUCCGUCAGGGAGAAAU